GUAUACUCUCCAUCUUAUCAACCUGGCCCCCAUUCAUCACCCCAGCAGCCAUAUCCACCUCAGUACCAGUCUCCUGGCCAUGGUUACCCAGGUCAGUCAAACUGGGGGUCACAAGGUUAUCCUGGGUACUAUCAGGGUCAGAUUGGGACACACAGUUCUUCAGGAAAUGCAGUAAAACUGCCAACUGGACCAGUGCAGUCCCAGUUUAAUCAGACAAACACAGCUUAUGGACAGCAUGGUAACACUUUGACCAGCACCCCCAUAACGAGUAAUUCUCCUUGUUUCCAAGGAUCAACUAAUACAUUAUCUGCACAGGUACAAUCAGCAGCUGAAAUUUCCUCCCAGCCACAGACAGAGCCUAAAGCUAUUGUUACAGAGUUAGACACAUCCCCACCAGUCUGUAGUGAAUCAUCAGCUGUCCAGUUGUCAGAAACACAGGCUCUGGUUAAAAGAAAUCUACCAGCUGAUUCAAAGUGUGGGGGGUUCAAGUCUCCCCAACCACCUAGCACUAGCCCCAUGCUGCCAAAAAGUCACUUUGACUUUAACAAACAGAUGACGCCUUCGAGUACUUGCCCAUCUUCUCCUAAUGUUUGUGGAUCACCUUCAACAUCUGGUGGUGGAUCUUCACAGUUGAAAUUAUUAGACCAGAACAUGGCAUCUCCUGCUUGCAGCACAGGUGAAAAUAAGCUUACUCUAAAAUUAAGUAACAAGCCAUCAGAAAUGGCUCCAAGCACAAAAAUUUCCACUUUGGAUUUCAAACCAACUGUUGCUUUUGAUUCUGGCAUGUGUGCUAUCAAAGAUAUUAUAUCAGCUAAAUCCUCAGAUGCAUCAAAGAUUACAAAACCAGCUGGUGCAUUUACAGAAAAAGUAGAACUUAGUUCUUCCACACCCAUGAUACAGCAACUAUUAAUGGAGGAAUCUCCUGCUAGGAUGAAUAUCAAGAAAGAAGAUAGGGAUGCUGUUAUGAAAAAGCCUAUGUUAAGCCCAACUCCACCAAAACCAAAGAAAAAGUACAAAAGUAAAACUACCCAACCCAGUAAAACACCCGGCCGACCACGUAGUACUAGCCUGUCAUCACCACAGCCCACUGUGACAGGGUAUGGAGGAGGAUUCAACCCAAAUCCUCUUAUGAAUUCCCAGAUGAUGCCCCGACCUGGCAGAUCACAUUCUAUAUCUCUUCCUUUUAACAGUGAUCCAAGAAUGCCCGUCACUAUGUCAAGUUAUGGCUGGCCACAACAACCACAGCCUCAGUGGAAGCAGCAAAAUUAUCAAUCGUGGCAGCAACAGCAGCAGCAGUGGUCUGGUAAUCAGUGGCCUAAUUACAAUCCACCAUCAGGAGGUAACAGUGGAGACAUGUUAACAAACUCUGGAUCGAUGACCAACAGACUGCAACACAGAUCUUUCAGUGCUGAUGCAGCGCAAUCGCCAUACUAUCAGAACAAUUUACAACAGAAUCAAAUGACUCCCAUUCUAGAUGAGCAGAGUUCUGUACAAGGUAGUACUACUCCACAAAUGCCCAUCAGUGGAGGUCAAGUACCAAUUAGUUCUGGCAACAGUGAGAAACCAUCUCUCUCAAGUCUGUUUCAGUUGGUGUCAGAUGUUGGUUCAGGUACCGAAGACACUGUAUGGGAAAGCCAGACAUCAGCCCUUCCUAGUUUAUUUCUCAACAGCAAUGAGUCAGACACCCCUAAAUCAACAUCUACCUCUGAGCUAAAUCGUACGAGCCCAUCUGUGAAAGAUUUCAUUACCUUAGAAGCUCCUUUCAAACAAGGUUUUGAGAGAACCAACUCUGAAACAGCUGGCAUGACAUCUUCAGAAGAAUCUGAUCGCAUUGAAUCUGACUUUAUAAGUGAUCUCAAGCCUAUUACUCUGAGCGUGGCACAGAGUGUAAGGAACAAUCACCCAUGUCUUGGUAAACAGAGCAGGCUUAAAAGACUUGGAAUUGUUUCAAGAAGUUCUGAGCUAGGUUCAUUUGAAAUUGGUCCCAAUGCAUCAUAUACUUACACUUUUCAUGUGCCUACUCCAGUGUUCAAAAAACUAAAAUUCUACAGAGGUGCAGAGGCAAGGAAGCAUAAUUUUAUAGUGGUUAGAAUGCAUCCAAUGGAUGCACGCCGCUACAGUUUGUUGAAAAUUGGUCGCGAAAUUGUUAAAGUUGUCAAGCUAACUGAAGCAGAGCUGGCCAGGUAUAAUGUUACCUUGCCACCCCCAUCCUAUUUUAUUUCAUCAGAUGGCUCCACCAAUAGGGUGAACCUGGACAUACCU
This is a messenger RNA of Lymnaea stagnalis (great pond snail), 2262 nucleotides long. The record is from the annotation of a GenBank genome assembly. NCBI's taxonomy places the organism in Eukaryota, Metazoa, Mollusca, Gastropoda, Lymnaeidae.